Rhipicephalus microplus (southern cattle tick) is the source of this 1952-nucleotide messenger RNA. RefSeq names its product E3 ubiquitin-protein transferase Katazuke (gene Kaz). The record is from RefSeq and is a predicted model, not a curated record. Lineage: Eukaryota; Metazoa; Arthropoda; Arachnida; Ixodida; Ixodidae. Gene Ontology annotation, cellular component: cytoplasm; nucleus; GID complex. Gene Ontology annotation, biological process: proteasome-mediated ubiquitin-dependent protein catabolic process. Gene Ontology annotation, molecular function: ubiquitin protein ligase activity; protein binding.
CUGAGGGGUUUGUUUGCGAGACUGGACGUUCUUGUGCUUGUAGAUAGUGUUAAGUAAUGGGCUGCUGCCCUUAGGUCGUUUUUUUUUUUUCUCUCGAUCGUUCGUUACGCCGUGUUCAUUUUGCGUAACCAGUGGCUCUGUGUACCAGUGCAAGCGCUGAGGCGAAAUAGGCCUCGACGAUUUUCGGUGCUAAUAAGCUUCAGCUGGGUGGACUAUUGCUCGGCACAGCAUUAAUACGCGUCGCUCAGCUGUCUGCUUCAUUUGGCCGACGCAACAAGGCACAGCGCUUGGUUUCCCGGGUCGUUGCUCGCGGUGCAGCGCUUGAUGUGAGCGGUGUCGGCGCCGAAGGCGCUGCCGUGUUGACACCGAGUUUUCGGAGUGAAUCAGCUGAAAUGUCGGACAUCAAGGCGCUGGAGCACCCGACUCUCAAGGUGCCGUACGAGAUCCUGAACAAGAAGUUUCGUGCGGCCCAAAAGAUCAUGGAUCGGGAAGUGUCGCACGUGCAGAGCGGGGCGGCCGAGUUGGAAAAAAGCCUGCGUGGGAAGGUGCCCGCUGGUCAGCUGCGCACUCAACUUGGCUGCUUGCUGGAGAAGCUGGAGUUGCUGCGGCGUAAGAGCGCAGAGAGCAUUACCGAGGAGUUGGAAGCCGCGGCGGCGUGCAAGCGUCGCGUCGAACAUCUCAAGGGCUUCGAGGCUGGCGGCGAGCAAUGGAAGAGACAACGUCUCGACCGCAUGCUCGUGGAGCACUUGCUGCGUGCGGGUUAUUAUGGCACGGCAGCCAAACUUGCAGAGCGCAGUGAACUGCGCGAUCAGACAAAUAUGGACUUGUUUCUCGUUGCAAAGGAAGUUGAGGAUUCGCUCGCGAGCCGCGACACUAGUAAGUGCCUUGCAUGGUGUCACGACAACAAAUCGAAGCUACGAAAGUUGCGCAGCACACUCGAGUUCCAGUUGCGGCAGCAAGAGUUCGUCGAGCUGGUGCGUCGCGACCGACGUCUUGAGGCCGUGCGGCAUGCUCGGCGUCACUUCGGCGCGCUCGAAGACGAGGCACAACUGGCCGAGGUGCAGCGUGUGAUGGGUCUGUUGGCGCUGCCCAAUAUUCGACCACCGGCCGGUCAAUGGGAGCUACUUAGCGAAAACCGCUGGAGCCUGAUGGCCGACAGCCGCUGGGACCUCCUCAGGCAGCAAUUCCGCCAGGAGCAGCUGCGCUUGUAUCAGCUGAGCAGCUGUUCAGUGUUGAUCGUGACCCUGCAGGCCGGCCUUUCGGCGCUCAAGACGCCGCAGUGCUACGACGAGAACCAGCGCAACCCAGACUGCCCUGUGUGCAGCCGUCCUCUCAAUUGUCUCGCGCUGGGCCUGCCGUACGCGCAUUGUUCGCAGUCGCGCCUCGUCUGCCGCAUCUCUGGCCAGCCUCUCAACGAGCACAACCAACCUCUGGUGCUGCCCAACGGCUUCGUUUACGGCGAGCAGGCGCUGCGUGCGAUCGCCCGUCACGGCCGUGUCACCUGUCCGCGCUCUCGCGACUCCUUCGAUUUGCGGGAAGCCGAGAAGGUCUACGUCAUGUGAGGAGCGAAGCAGUGGAUGCUUUGAGCGCUUGUCCGCAUUCAGGACAAAGAGGGUGCAAGUGCCUACUGUGUGUCGGCCAUAUACACAUAUAAUUUAAUCAGUGACAUGGUAAAUGUAGCCUUUCAGUUGCUGUGGAAAAACUUCAGGGGAGAAUUGUGCGUGGUCAAAUAUGUAUCAUUUUUUAUAUGAAGCUAGACCUAGGCAAAGCACAUUCUCAUUUGAGAAUGGUGUUAGGGGCAUAUUUUCAUACACAAGCUGCUUUGUGUGCUCAGUUUGGUUUAUACUAGAUCUGCGUGCGUGGUUAUUUUAUUAAACAUCAAAUAUUGCUGUCAGGUAUUGUAGAUGUGACCAAUAAAGUGCCACAGUGGUUGAAGAGCCAUGAAGGAAAAA